This is a messenger RNA of Cooperia oncophora, 351 nucleotides long. Lineage: Eukaryota; Metazoa; Nematoda; Chromadorea; Rhabditida; Trichostrongylidae. The record is from the annotation of a GenBank genome assembly.
AGGCUUUUUACCAUUUCAGGCUACCGUCAUGUGAUACUACGAUCUAUUGGAAAUCGGAAUCUCGGCCCAAUUUCGUUGUUUGUACAUUUCGACAUUUUCUACUAUGUGAAAAAGACUCAGAUCUCGUUACACAGUGGACUGAUGGAUCCAUUCUCCAGCGAAAGAAAGGAUGAGACACUGUCACAAGCUCUGCGAUAUCCCUUUAUGAAACAGGACGACGUAGAGGAAGAAAACGAUGAUUAUCGGCAAGCAAUCGUUGGCACGACUAGGAGGCGUAGUGAUGACGUAGACCAGCCCACUCCUCCAGUUUCUCCGGCGGCCGAUACGUUCACGCUGAAGAUGGCUAGGUAA